This is a messenger RNA of Entelurus aequoreus (snake pipefish), 1456 nucleotides long. RefSeq names its product rho-related GTP-binding protein RhoN-like. Lineage: Eukaryota; Metazoa; Chordata; Actinopteri; Syngnathiformes; Syngnathidae. The record is from RefSeq and is a predicted model, not a curated record. The transcript has 6 exons. Gene Ontology annotation, biological process: small GTPase-mediated signal transduction. The coding region runs from base 87 to 794 and encodes 235 amino acids. Gene Ontology annotation, molecular function: GTP binding; GTPase activity.
AGAGCCAUGCAAGCUUCUCAUCACUCUGUUAGUAAGAAGGCUAAAUGACAAGUUGGGAGUCUAGGCAGAGAAACGCGCAGUGACCUAUGGCACAGGACGCGAUGGAGAGCAAAGGGCUGCUCAGAUGCAAGAUCGUGGUGGUCGGUGACACGCAGUGUGGAAAGACGGCUCUCCUCCACGUCUUUGCCAAAGACUCAUACCCAGAGAAUUAUGUUCCGACGGUGUUUGAGAAUUACACGGCCAGUUUCGAGAUUGACAAACAGCGCAUCGAACUCAACAUGUGGGACACGUCAGGUUCAGCCUACUAUGACAAUGUGCGACCGUUAGCGUAUCCCGACGCGGACGCAGUCCUCCUUUGCUUUGACAUAAGUCGCCCAGAGACGCUGGACAGCGUGGUGAAAAAGUGGCAAGGAGAGACGCAGGAAUUCUGUCCCAAUGCCAAGGUGGUACUGGUGGGCUGCAAGUUGGACAUGAGGACAGACGUCAACGUCAUGAGGGAGCUGUCCAAACACAGACUCAUCCCAGUCACCCACGAACAGGGUACUCAUCUGGCGAGACAGAUUGGCGCCGUGGCCUACGCAGAGUGCACCUCCAAGUACUCUGAGAACAGCGUCCGCGACGUGUUCCACGUUACCACCCUGGCUUCGGUGACCCGUGUCAACCGGCCGGCGCUCAAGCGUGCUGGCUCGCGACGGGGGCUCAAGCGGGUCUCCCAGCAGCCGCCUCGGACUGAGAUUCACGAGCACCCACCCGCCAUGAGGAAGGAGCGUGCCAAGAGCUGCGUGCUCAUGUAGAGCUGCAGGCGAACUUUAUUUAUUGUCUUCAAGUCUUUGCGCUGCUUUAAAAAGGGACAGUGUGAGGAAAACAAUAUGGGAUGGAUGCCUACUCCAGUAUGUCUUCUUUAUUUAGGUGCUAAACAAAGUACAACAAGCACAAACGUUAACCAUAACUGCCAGUCAGCAAACUAGGCUGUAACUCCUAAAGUGAAAAAAUCUGGACACACUUACAUAAAACAGGCUGGCAAAAAUUUACUAAAACCACAAGUUCUUUUUUUUUAAAAUAACUAAACAAUGACUCAUAUAAAACUAUUUUAAUCAAUAAAAAUAACACUCUUAUACUGCCCAUUUGAAAGCAAACUGACUGGAAGGGCUGGAAAUGUUGUUUUAUGUGAUUAUGAAAUAAAUCCUUUACAAAGCUAAGUCACUGUAUAUACAGUAUGAAACUCAUGUGUUGUAUAAUAUAUUUGUCAUUUGGGCCUUGUCCAUAUGAAAAUGGGUAUUUACACAUUUGUGGCCUGUUUAUUGUUUUGGGGUCCCUGGCUUUUUUUGAAAACUGAUGUGUUCUAUAAAAGUAACAAGCAAGUAUGGGACGGGUAUCAUUUCAGUUUUCAUAAACGCAUUCCAGGCUAAAAAUGGCAUUACAUUAAAUUGUCCUGGCCUUUUUGUUUACAUGCAAA